UUCCUUGUAAAAGUAGAGUUAUGGUGCAUCUGUUCUGUUCUGUGAUUGGCUGCUUCUGUUUCACCCUUCACGUGAUAAUUCUCCGUCACACAGCAGAGAGAGAAGUCAAGAUGAUAGAUGUUGAUGAUAAUUAUGAACUGAUUAAUGUCCAGAGAACUAUAUUAAUAGAAGACUGUCCAAGCCUUCUGUGUGAGGAACUGGAGGAUUUGUCAAAAAACAGCAACCGAGGGAACAUGAGCAGGAGGAGGAGGAGGGAAACGGAGGAGGAAGUGUUUAGUCAGUGGGAGGAUGAAGAGGCAGCAGAGGAGACAUGGCGAGAAGAGAAGGACGGGGAGGGGGGGAAAGAAGAGAAAGUUGUGACAGAGGGAGAAGAGGAGGAGCAGGUGAAGCCUGAGAGUAGGCUGAAAGUGGUACAGGAGGUGCAGAUGGAAGACGACAAGAUUGAGAAGGCCAAGGAAACAAUUGCUGAUGAACAAGAGAGUAAAGUGACAAAGCGCUUAGCACAAAAAGAUGAGCAGAAGAAGAGUAAGAACAAGCGAGGUAGGAAGCAAAGUGAGCAGGUGAGAAGUAAGGGAGGAGUAAAGGAUGUUGGUGAGAGGUCUGAGGAGGAGAAGACAAGUGAGACACAGGAGGUGCCAGCGAUGAGCUCAGAGGAGACCUCGGCUCUGACAAACAGCUGUGACCUCUCUGACCCACUCUACUUGGGGUUUGUGGGGACAGGGCUGUGUUGUCCCCAGUUCCCAUCCCCUGCUGUACUCCUCACAGCCUCCUGUCUCCAUCCAGCCCACAUGUCCUCAGCCACAGAGUAA
Molecule: messenger RNA, 809 nt
Organism: Oreochromis niloticus (Nile tilapia)
Lineage: Eukaryota; Metazoa; Chordata; Actinopteri; Cichliformes; Cichlidae
Product: neurofilament medium polypeptide-like
Exons: 3
Coding region: 21-809 (262 amino acids)
Source: RefSeq, a predicted model, not a curated record